Messenger RNA from Penicillium expansum, 2538 nucleotides. RefSeq names its product cytochrome P450. The transcript has 9 exons. Bases 1 to 2538 code for a protein of 845 amino acids. The record is from RefSeq and is a predicted model, not a curated record. NCBI's taxonomy places the organism in Eukaryota, Fungi, Ascomycota, Eurotiomycetes, Eurotiales, Aspergillaceae. Gene Ontology annotation, molecular function: iron ion binding; oxidoreductase activity, acting on paired donors, with incorporation or reduction of molecular oxygen; monooxygenase activity.
AUGAUUUAUAGGCUGUUUCUCCAUCCCCUUGCACGGUUUCCGGGACCGAAGCUGGCUGCUGCUACGAACCUUUACGGCGCGUAUUGGACGUUGAUUAAAGGGGGCCAAUACACUUUGAACCUUCCAGAACUUCAUCGAAAAUAUGGGCCAAUUGUCCGAACCUAUCCCAAUGAACUACAUAUCCACGAUGUAGAUGCUUAUAACGAAGUUUUUAGCGUCGGCACAAAAUUUGAUAAGACGCGCCGAUUCUACGAUCAUCCUCUUUUGGAAGGAUCUCACUUCAACAUGCCAGACCUCAAGUCUGCCAAAUCGCGACGAGAACUUUUUGCGCCAUUUCUCUCUAAAGCAGCCGUCGCAAGAGGCGAGCCUUUGAUUAAUGCCACCAUCAUGAAGUUCAUAAAUAUAUUGAGAGAGUAUGGCAAAGAGAACAGGGUUGUUGAUCUUACAAGAGGCUAUCACUCGCUUACCACAGACCUGAUCAUAAACUAUGGAUGGCAGAGGGCAACUGGGGCGCUCGAUUACUCAGACUUUUCUUAUCCAUCUGUGGUGUAUAUGAAUCAUUUUCUUGUCUCUACAGUCUUUAUUCGCACAUUCCAUGGAUUUUCCAGGUUCAUCAUUGGUCUUGUCUUGCAAUUCCCUGCUCUUGCAAAGUGGAAUACAAUGUUUGCUGCAGUUUUUCACAUGCGCACUGAAGCCCAAGACUUAGUUCUAAAUGUCAUCAAUCGGCCUAAAUUGACAAGGCAACAGCAUCCGAGCCUGUUCGACUUGGCUUUACAUCCAGACGCGAAGAUAGAACUACCAAAACCAUCCAUUAAAGAUCUCACAGCCGAAACUCUAGUUUUCCUAGCUGCCGGGGAGGAGUCGACAGCAAGCACUUUGAUUAAUGGUACUUUCCAUGUCUUGAGCAAUUCGAAAAUCAAACACAAACUCCAACAGGAGCUGUCCAGUGUAAUGCUUGAUGGCUUCCCAAUGCCAACUGCAGACACACUUGAGAAACUACCUUACCUGAGAGCCAUUGUGAAAGAAUCACUUCGCUUCUCUCAUGGGGCCCCUGGACGAGUCCCGCGUACUGUACCACCAUCUGGUGCCACACUAUGCGGACAAUUUAUACCCCCUGGAACCACCCUUUCUCUUAGCCACUAUGUUUAUCAUAUUGAUAGCUCGGGGAUCGCGGGGCUGUAUCGGGAUCAACUAUAUGAAACGACACCAGAUGAUAUGAAAUGGGGAGACUAUUUUGCACCAAUGACAAAAGGCCAUCUGAAAGUGAAGGUUCUCUCAGGAACACCUAAACCACAACAUCCCGGGAAAGGACAUACGAACCAACCCAUCCUCAUAAGAAUGAUGACUUUGUGGUGGAUGUGCUCUUUGGCCCACCUUUUGUCUUUUGUCAAUGUUGGACACGGGGAAGGCUGCUGCAUCUGUCAGUGGUGUGAUACGUGUCUUCCUGUGAAGGUUCACGAUGCACCUGGGGUUGGCUUCGACCUGACCCCCUCAUACGGGACAGCUGCAGUGCACUACUAUAAUGGAACUGUUGUCGAGAUUGUCAAAGUUCUGGGGAGUCCUGAGUACCUCGAACUCAUGACACGUCUGGCUACAGUAUCUGAGCCUUUACCGGAAACAACCUUCGAUUUCAUCAGUGGACUUACAUUACGCUUAAUGGAAUCUCUCCUUCCGGACGAGUCCUCGCCGUGGAGAGACUGGUGGCGUUGGCUGAACACGAGACUUGGUCGACCAGUGAAAGCAGAUGACGUCGAAAUCAUCAGUGAUUUACUCCAACAACUGAAAGUAUUCACCGAAAAGGAAAUAUCCCAACCUCUCGACAGGGUUGCUGUUGCAGAUCCCGGCUUCCAGUCACUUAGCUCAGCGAAAAUCAACGCUGCACUUCGAAUAUUACAUCUACGCACAUGGGGAGGUGAUAGCAUUCAUUAUCCACGGCGGCUACUGGAAGGAGAUGCUGUUUAUGCGGCGAACGGUCACGGACUAUGCACCAAUUACCUAGAUGUCUUUGAUUGCAUGGACGAAUUUGAAGAGUCACCUGGUACUAGCGUGCUUUUUGUUUCCUAUAACCGCAAUAUCUUAUAUGCUAGCAUUUUGGAAGGCUGCGAUAGUCAAGCUUUUAGCAGGCUUACUAGUGUUGAGGCGCAACUCGUGGAUUACGGGCUUGGGCUAGAUCGUCUUCUCGAGAAAGACGAAGCCGCAUUAUGGGACCGUCUUCGUUCACAACUCCAGAUCCUGCCUCGGGAGUACGAAUAUCCCAUUACGCAUCUCCUUUUGGCCGGUGAGAGUGUAACACACCCUCGCUUCCUGGAUAUAUUGAGGAAUUCUAUGUCUGAACUCUCGCCUCACCCUGUCGAUAUCAAACUCGCAAUCGAUCCAACUUUUGCUGCGGCUCGUGGUGCGGCACUAUACUCUCGAAGGCGUCAAGAAGUGCAGGCCGACUGCACGGAACGAAGUGAAUGCGAAGAGACAAGGAAACACGAGCGAGUGUACACUUACACACAAGAUGAUCUGCGCUCCACACGGGAGGAUCUGCGCUGA